This is a messenger RNA of Camelina sativa (false flax), 255 nucleotides long. RefSeq lists its product as uncharacterized. The record is from RefSeq and is a predicted model, not a curated record. NCBI's taxonomy places the organism in Eukaryota, Viridiplantae, Streptophyta, Magnoliopsida, Brassicales, Brassicaceae.
AUGGCGAAAAGCAUGUUUAAGAUGAUGAUGAUGCUGGUAUUGAUAAUGAUAGGAUGUGGCUUCCAAGCAUGCAAUGGAAUGAAUGUGGAUGGAAGCAAGCUAACACCGGCAGAUUCAAGCUUUGUCUGCUUCAGAAAUUGUUCCAUAAGUUGUGGCAUCCACAACGAACCAUGUUACGAAGAUUGUUUAACGAAAUGCAAUCUCCCACAAUGGGAUUUUAGAUCAACACCAUCAUCGCCUCCCCCUACCAUAUAA